Messenger RNA from Papaver somniferum (opium poppy), 642 nucleotides. RefSeq lists its product as uncharacterized. Gene Ontology annotation, molecular function: RNA-DNA hybrid ribonuclease activity; nucleic acid binding. The coding region runs from base 1 to 642 and encodes 213 amino acids. NCBI's taxonomy places the organism in Eukaryota, Viridiplantae, Streptophyta, Magnoliopsida, Ranunculales, Papaveraceae. The transcript has a single exon. The record is from RefSeq and is a predicted model, not a curated record.
AUGGGGAAUUUCAAGAGAAGAAUAAAACAGUAUACAAAGGACUGUGCAGUGAGAAUAAAAAGCUUUAUGUGGGAGUGUAGCUAUGAUUACAUGGUCUUUAAGAAUUUUGAUCUUAAACAUCAACCAAUAAAGCCUCAAAGAAUUAUUGAAGUGAGUUUCUUCUUACCUGCAAGAAAUCAGAUACUCAUAUGUUGUGAUGGGUCAUCUAGGGGCAAUCCAGGUGCAGCAGGAUAUGGUUUUGUUUGCAGAGAUGAAUUGGGAGGUUGUAUAUAUGCUGGAGCUACUGGCCUGGUAAUUGCAACUAAUUACAUUGCAGAAUUAAUGGCUAUUACAGGUGCAGCUGAAUGGGCUAUACAGAACAACAAGCUUGAUAUAUGUAUUAACUCUGAUUCUAAAGCAGCAGUGAGUGCAUACAUGUCAGGAAGACUGCCUUGGUUCAUGCAGGUAAGAUGGAAGAGAAUAAAGGAAAUAUUGAAUAAUAUCCAACUUGUACAUAGCUUGAGAGAAGUAAAUUUCUCUGCUGACUCCAUGGCAAAGAAGGGUGCAGGAUUGGUGAGAGGGGGAAAGCUCAUUUUCAAUUCAAAACCAAGUUUCAUCCCAGAUUUGGAAUCACCUGAGAAAAUUUACUAUAGGUUUUGCUAA